ACUAGGAAAGUUUCACAAAGUAAAUAUGUUUAGGCCUCAUGUUUUAAGAACGAUUUCUAGGAUUGGGAAACAAUCACGGAUGUAUUCAUCUGGGAUAAACCCAUCAGCAUCAAGGACUAAAAUUGCUACUCAAGCAUUAAUUUUCAGUGCUGGUGCAAUUUUUGGGGCAACAUUAUUACAAUAUGAAUCUAACCCUAAAAAAAGUUUUGAAACUCCUAAUAAUAAUGAAGAUAUUUCAUCCACAUUAUCAUUAGAAAAAUUGCCUUCUCCAACAUAUGCAAAUGAUGAAGAAAUUGAAUUGGCAAUUAAGGAAAUCAGAAAUAUUAUAGAGCCAGUCAAAGUUGAAAGUGCUCAAGAAUUGAUUACAAAUUCAAAAGAACAACUUGAUUCUCAUUCUGAUACUUAUUUUAAUUCUCAUCAUCCAUCUCCUGAAGAAAGACCAAAAUAUGUUGUUUAUCCACAACUGACUGAACAUGUUUCUAAAAUUUUAGCUAUUUGUCAUAAAUAUCGAGUUCCAAUUGUUCCAAUUUCUGGGGCAUCUUCAUUAGAAGGUCACUUCAUUCCAACUAGAGGUGGAAUUUCUUUAGAUUUAACUAGUAUGGAUCAAAUCAUUCAAUUGAAUAAAGAUGAUCUUGAUAUGACGGUGCAAACUGGAGUUGGUUGGGAAGGAUUGGCUGAUUAUUUAGAGCCAUAUAACCUUAUGUUUGGACCAGACCCAGGUCCUGGUGCAACCAUUGGAGGUAUGUGUGCAACUAAUUGUUCAGGUACUAAUGCUUCAAGAUAUGGUGAAUGUUACAAAAAUAUUCUUAGUUUAACGGUUGUUUUAGCUGAUGGGACCAUUGUUAAGACUCGUCAAAGACCCAAGAAAUCACUGGCUGGCUAUAACUUAACCUCAUUGUUUAUUGGAAGUGAAGGAACUUUAGGUGUUAUUACUGAGGCUACUCUCAAGUUAUAUGUUAAACCAAUACAUGAAAGUGUAGCAGUGGUUCCAUUUUCAAGUAUUGAAAAUGCUGCUAGUGCUGUGAACUCUAUUUUGCAUACAGGGAUUCAAUUGAAUGCCGUUGAGCUUUUGGAUGAUAAAAUGAUGAAAUGUAUCAAUGAUAGUGGAGAAACUUCAAGAAAAUGGACAGAAAGUCCAACUCUUUUCCUUAAGAUAGGUGGUUCAAAUCAACUUGUAGUUGAUAGUUUAGUUCAACAAUUGAAGUCAAUCGUUAAAUCUUUUGAUAAUGAAGAUUUUAUCUUUGCUUCUAGUGAAGAUGAAAAGACUGAAUUAUGGUCUGCAAGAAAAGUUGCCCUUUGGUCAACCAUCAACCAAGGUAAACAACAAAAUGAAAAUAUUCAACUUUGGACUACCGAUGCAGCGGUUCCAAUAUCAAAACUUCCUCAAUUUUUACAUGAAACCAAGGCUGAUAUUGAUCUGCACAAUCUUCAAAAUACUUUGGUAGCACAUAUUGGAGACGGGAAUGCACACAGUUUUAUCUUGUAUGAACCAUCCCAACGUGAUAUUGCUGAGAAAGUGGUUAAUAAUAUGGUUAGAAGGGCCAUUAAGUUCGAAGGUACGUGUACUGGUGAACAUGGUGUUGGGUUUGGUAAGAGAGACUUCUUACUUGAAGAAAUUGGAGUCAUUCCAGUUGAUUUAAUGAGAAGAAUCAAAUUAAGUCUUGAUCCAUUGAGAAUCUUAAAUCCUGAUAAGAUUUUCAAAAUUGAUCCUAAUGAGCCACCUGAAAAGCAUGAUCAUGGAGAUAUCGAGCAUGGUGAAGUUAAAACCAAAAUGUAAG
This is a messenger RNA of [Candida] anglica, 1778 nucleotides long. The record is from the annotation of a GenBank genome assembly. Lineage: Eukaryota; Fungi; Ascomycota; Pichiomycetes; Serinales; Debaryomycetaceae.